Messenger RNA from Ceraceosorus bombacis, 1637 nucleotides. The record is from the annotation of a GenBank genome assembly. NCBI's taxonomy places the organism in Eukaryota, Fungi, Basidiomycota, Exobasidiomycetes, Ceraceosorales, Ceraceosoraceae.
CGGUGGGCCCAGGUAGUCUCACCCUCGUCCUGUCGCACUCCAACAUUCAAGAUCAUGGCAUGCAGCGUUGAUGCCCAGCUAGUCAAGAGUCGCUCGUCCCUGUAUGGACGUUUGGUGUGCCUUGUGAUGUGCACGACAGUCUCACACGGCCAUACUGGACGAGCGACGAUGCGGACCGUAACACAAGAUGAGACCGAUCUGAACCGGACCGAGUCGCCUCUCAGGCGGCUCACGAACUGGAACUCAUACGCUUCGGGCGAGGGUGAAGACCAUGAACAACCAUUGGAGACUAGAUGCAACACCGAGUCCAGAGUCACGAAUCAAGAAGGAGAGGCUUUCAAAAUGUAAGGUGUCAACGUGGGGGUACGUGAAGGCUGCAAUAGCACUCAAGCGAUGACAGGCAAAAUUUUUGGGUCUUCUGCUUCGAGCCUGCAUGAGGAGCAUGCGAGCUUCAAGACACAGCGCAGCGAUCGAGAGGACGUAUGAUUUCCCGGGACUUCAUUUCAUUUCGCUAGAAGACUUGGAAGCUGCGCAAACAUCGCAAGCGGAAGCGGUACGGCGGCUAUCGCAGGAUAGCAAUGAGAUGAUGAAUGGAGUGGGGCCGGGGCCGGGCCGGAUCAUCUCAGUGGACUGGACAAAGGUCCCCUCUCCAACUUGAGCUUCGUAGCCUCGGUCUGCUAGCCAGUAGCGGUAGUGACACUCAGCGAGGUUGACAGACCCUCGGCAUGGUGCGGAAUGCUGCCAGCAAAUCGACGUCCUGGACAUUGCCCCGCACCUCAGCUCCGAGGACAAGUUGCUCCGCUCAAUCAAUCAGAAUGUAGUGCAGCUCAAUCGGAACCCUGCCUGGCUGUCCCUCGAUUCUGCGCUGAUAGAAUCGAGGCAUGGCAAGGAUCGAAUCUCCGUCUGCAAACAAGCAUGCUGAAAAGCGAUCAAGGGGUCGAAUGAAGGAGUUUCCGUGCUUCUUCUGCCCCGCUUUCACCUUCAAGCUACGCUCGAACUCAACCACACUCGCUCCCAUCUACCCAUUUCAGGCUUCUCCCGCAUCUCGCAGCAGUACCGCGCCUCCCAAUAAGCUCUUCCAACGAGCAACUUGGCGCAAGCGUGAGGAACUUUGUGAGGCACGCAAACAGGACGAAAAAUAGGCGCAACGAUUCGUUGGAGCACCGCUGGUCUAGCAGCCGUUCCACAGACUUUCGACAUCGAGGGCCUCUCCACUUUGAGGUGGUCGUAGCCCAUCACUCAUCGCGCAAAGUACGACUCACCUUCGAGGAGGGAAUACACCCAAGUUGUCAUCUCUUGAUCUUGCAACGCAUCUGCGUGGUCUUGACGAUCGACCCGUCCUGACCAUCACGUCUCAAAGAAGGAUUGUGUAGCGCCUCGGUCACUAACUACGUCGGAGCAGCGCGCCCACAAAAGCCUCUUUUUGUAACCAACGAGAUGGCAUCUUCAGUCAUUGGCCUUCUUUCGGGUCUAAGGCAUGGCAUCCUGGGGUCCCCUUACAAGUGAGUGCACGUGCUGAGCACCAUUGCAGAUCUUUAUCCUUAGCUAUGCGCGUUGCUUCGCAUUUUGGGUUUGCGGCUCAAGUAAGGGUCGAUCGCCGAGGGCAUAACUCGAUAACGUUCGCAAGUCGAGCCUCC